Grammomys surdaster is the source of this 1882-nucleotide messenger RNA. It is a transcript of the gene Pofut4, whose product is annotated as fucosyltransferase 11. The record is from RefSeq and is a predicted model, not a curated record. The transcript has 3 exons. Gene Ontology annotation, cellular component: Golgi membrane. Bases 23 to 1411 code for a protein of 462 amino acids. Lineage: Eukaryota; Metazoa; Chordata; Mammalia; Rodentia; Muridae. Gene Ontology annotation, molecular function: alpha-(1->3)-fucosyltransferase activity.
UCCGAGCGGGUCUGCUGUGGACAUGGCUGCUCGCUGCACCCAGGCGGUGCUGGCCGCCUUGGGGGUGCUCAGUGUCUGUUCGGCCAGCAGCUCCGGAUCCGCGGCUUCGGGGGAGGCGGGUGGGAAGGCAGAGAGGGAGGAGCCGUGGGAUGGCGCGGUUUUUCGGCCGCCGGCUGCCCUAGGCGCCGUGGGGAUUGCGCGCGGGGCGGGGUCCCCACCGUCGGGAAACACGGAGACGGUGGACCUACCAGUGUUGCUGUGGUGGAGCCCAGGUCUGUUUCCGCACUUCCCAGGUGACUCGGAGCGGAUAGAGUGUGCGCACGGCGCGUGCGUGGCGUCCCGGGAUCGACGGGCGCGCGCCGACCCGCGGACGCGCGCAUUGCUCUUUUACGGCACGGACUUCCGCGCAGCUGACGCGCCCCUGCCGCGCCUGCCGCACCAGAGUUGGGCGCUCCUGCACGAGGAGUCGCCGCUCAACAACUUCCUGCUGAGCCACGGCCCGGGCAUCCGCCUCUUCAAUCUCACGGCCACCUUCAGCCGCCACUCGGACUAUCCCCUGCCGCUGCAAUGGCUGCCCGGGGCCGCCUAUUUGCGCCGGCCUGCGCCUCCGCUCCGGGAGCGCGCAGAGUGGCGUCGCCGCGGGUACGCGCCGUUGCUCUACUUGCAGUCCCAUUGCGACGUGCCUUCCGACCGGGACCGCUACGUACGCGAACUCAUGCGCUACAUCCCGGUGGAUUCCUAUGGCAAGUGCCUGCAGAACCGCGAGCCGCCCACGAUGCGGUUACAGGACACAGCUACGGCCACCACCGAGGAUCCAGAACUCAUGGCCUUUUUGUCCCGCUAUAAGUUCCACUUGGCCCUGGAAAAUGCCAUCUGCAAUGAUUACAUGACAGAAAAAUUGUGGCGCCCCAUGCAUCUAGGUGCUGUGCCUGUGUAUCGUGGAUCACCCUCUGUGAGGGACUGGAUGCCCAAUAAUCAUUCCAUCAUCCUAAUUGAUGACUUUGAGUCCCCUCAAAAGUUGGCAGAGUUUAUUGACUUUCUGGACAAAAAUGAUGAGGAGUAUAUGAAAUACCUGACAUACAAGCAGCCUGGAGGCAUCACCAACCAGUUUCUUCUGGAUAACCUGGAGCACAGGGAGUGGGGAGUGAAUGAUCCUAUGUUGCCUAACUACCUCAAUGGCUUUGAGUGUUUCGUCUGUGACCAUGAACUGGCUCGGCUGGAUGCCGAGAAAGCACAUGCAUCCUCUCCUGGGGACAUUCCUGUCCCCGAGCCUCACAUUGCCCAGUCGUCGCACAUGAACUGUCCAGUGCCUACCCCUGGCUUUGGGAAAGCCGAAGAGAUUCCUGAGAACGACAGAGCUGAGGACCGAAACCAGGGACUUGCGCUUGCUAGGCUAGUGCUCUACCACUGAGCUAAAUCCCCAACCCCAUAACUGAAGGUCUUAUAAAAAGAAAGAAAUUCGCUACAGGAUUUCUCUUUGUAGUCCUGGCAGUCCUGGAAACCAGGCUAGCCUCGAACUCCCAGAGAUCCGCCUGCCUCUGCCUCCCCAGUGCUGAGAUUUAAAGGCGAGCGCCACCAUCUCCUGGCAAAAGGAAUCACCUUUCUUACAGAUUUGUUAAAAGUCCUAUGCAACCCAAUAUCCUUAACUCCAGCCCCAGGGGAUCCCACGCCUUCCCCCUGGACCACGGUCGCAGCACACACGUGGUACCCACCACACAGACACAGACUCAAACAAAUGACAGCCUCGGACAUGGAGUCCUUGAGUCCUGCCCCGUCCGGAGCACGCAAAGGGCGUACACAACGUAGAGCAUCCUAACCUGGUGUCGGCUGCCGGCCCGACAGGGUUCAACUCGAGUGUCACUGUGAGGCCAAGACCCGGAAA